GCACCGGCGCGUGGUGCUGGCGCUGAUGUGCUUCCUCGGCUUCGGUAGCUAUUUUUGCUAUGAUAAUCCUGCUGCCCUUCAGACUCAGGUUAAACGGGAUAUGCAAGUGAAUACCACGAAAUUCAUGCUGCUAUAUGCCUGGUAUUCGUGGCCCAAUGUCAUUUUGUGUUUCUUUGGUGGCUUUUUGAUAGACCGAGUAUUUGGAAUAAGAUGGGGCACAAUUAUUUUUAGCUGCUUUGUUUGCAUUGGACAGGUUAUUUUUGCUCUUGGUGGAAUAUUUAAUGCUUUCUGGCUGAUGGAAUUUGGAAGGUUUGUGUUUGGGAUUGGUGGGGAGUCUUUAGCAGUUGCCCAGAAUACAUAUGCUGUGAGUUGGUUUAAAGGCAAAGAGUUAAAUCUGGUGUUUGGACUCCAACUUAGCAUGGCUAGAAUUGGAAGUACAGUAAAUAUGAACCUCAUGGGAUGGCUGUAUUCUGAGAUUGAAGCUUCUUUGGGUUCUACUGGUCACACAACCCUUGGUGUCACACUCAUGCUUGGGAGUAUAACCUGCCUUCUUUCACUCAUCUGUGCCUUCGCGCUCGCUUACGUGGAUCAGAGAGCAGAGAGAAUUCUUCAUAAAGAACAAGGAAAAACAGGUGAAGUUAUUAAAUUAACGGAUGUGAAGGACUUCUCCUUAGCCCUCUGGCUCAUAUUUAUCAUCUGUGUCUGCUACUAUGUUGCCGUGUUCCCUUUUAUUGGACUUGGGAAAAUUUUCUUUAUAGAGAAAUUUGAAUUUUCUUCCCAGGCAGCAAGUGCAAUUAACAGUGUCGUAUACGUCAUAUCAGCGCCCAUGUCCCCAGUCUUUGGGCUCCUGGUGGAUAAAACAGGGAGGAACAUCAUCUGGGUUCUGUGUGCAGUGGCGGCCACUCUCGUGUCUCACAUGAUGCUGGCCUUUACGAUGUGGAACCCUUGGAUUGCUAUGUGUCUUCUGGGAGUCUCCUAUUCAUUGUUGGCUUGUGCAUUAUGGCCGAUGGUGGCAUUUGUAGUUCCUGAGCAUCAGCUGGGAACUGCGUAUGGUUUCAUGCAGUCCAUUCAGAAUCUUGGAUUGGCAAUCAUUGCUAUCAUUGCUGGCAUGAUAUUGGAUAGUAGGGGAUAUCUGUUUUUAGAAGUCUUCUUCAUUGCCUGUGUUUCUUUGUCACUUUUAUCUGUGGUCCUCCUCUACGUGGUAAACCGUGCCCAAGGUGGGAAUCUAAAUUAUUCUGCGAGACAAAGGGAAGAAAUAAAACUUGCUCAUACUGAAUGAGAAGUGUAAAAGUCUGGGCUGUGAGACUGGGAUGCACACAUCAUUGGUUUGAAAACCUCUAUUUAAAAAAGAAUGUAUUUAUAGUUUAGGCAUUAGGAAAAAUAACGGACUGGCAAGUAAUGCUUCUAUUUCAAAUACACCGAUUGCAAAGUGUAUUUGUGAACAGGGUUUUAGCCUGUGUCCUGUUUAGUGGGUUGCUGGAGAAUUCUCCUUUAGCCUAAUCGAGAGUGAGCAGUUUAGAAAAUUGCUCCGCAGCAUCGAGGUGAACUUCAGCAAGGACAGUAUGAAAUGGAAAACAUUGGGUCUUGUACUGAGAUCAUUUUUACUAAGUAAAAUUGCCUUUGAUCAUACAGCAGAAAAAAAAAUACUUUUGAGUAUAAAAAUACUGUUUUAUAUAAAAUAAAUCAUGACAUUGUAAUAGGCAUUCCAUUUUGUGGCAGGGAAUAAUGAUAGGAAAUAUGCGAAAGAUUUUUUAAUCCACUCUCUUCACCACGAUUAGCAGAUGGCGCUUUGCACUCUGUGGUUAGUGAGGGCUAACCUCAGAUCCUUUGGAGUUUUUAUUUCUCUACGAAAACCUUAAUUCCUUAGGGAUAUACAUUUAUAGCACAAACUUUCUGUACAGUUAUUCCUAUAGUCUUGUUAAUAACUAAAAAGUGUCCUUCAAAUUAUGAUGGUAAUUGCUUAUCUAUGUGAAUAAAUAAAACACUAAAAAAGAAUA
Tupaia belangeri chinensis (Chinese tree shrew) is the source of this 1997-nucleotide messenger RNA. It is a transcript of the gene MFSD1, whose product is annotated as major facilitator superfamily domain containing 1. The transcript is spliced from 16 exons. Gene Ontology annotation, molecular function: transmembrane transporter activity. Bases 26 to 1279 code for a protein of 417 amino acids. Lineage: Eukaryota; Metazoa; Chordata; Mammalia; Scandentia; Tupaiidae. Gene Ontology annotation, biological process: transmembrane transport. Gene Ontology annotation, cellular component: lysosome. The record is from RefSeq and is a predicted model, not a curated record.